Echinococcus granulosus is the source of this 1302-nucleotide messenger RNA. RefSeq names its product Aspartate aminotransferase. Gene Ontology annotation, biological process: biosynthetic process; L-aspartate catabolic process. The transcript is spliced from 5 exons. Bases 1 to 1302 code for a protein of 433 amino acids. Gene Ontology annotation, cellular component: mitochondrion. Gene Ontology annotation, molecular function: L-aspartate:2-oxoglutarate transaminase activity; pyridoxal phosphate binding. Lineage: Eukaryota; Metazoa; Platyhelminthes; Cestoda; Cyclophyllidea; Taeniidae. The record is from RefSeq and is a predicted model, not a curated record.
AUGACUUUGAUUGCUAGAUUCGUUGACGCCUAUAAAUUCAAGGUCGCUACGGCCCUCCGCGGCUUCUUUGAGUGUAGGUUACGAACAAGUCUCAGAAAGAUGUGGUCGCAAGUUGAAAUGGGUCCCCCGGACUUCGUUUUGGGUAUCACAGAGGCUUUUAAGCGUGAUACAAAUCCUAGCAAAGUUAAUCUUGGCGUUGGUGCCUACCGAGAUGAUAACUCUAAACCUUGGGUCCUUCCAUCUGUUCGUGAAGCUGAGGAACGUAUUUUGAGUCGUCAUUUGGAUCACGAAUAUCUUCCUAUUAGCGGUCUUUCUUCUUUCUGCAAAUUAGCCAUUGAAUUUGCCCUUGGCGCAGACUGUCCUGUUUUUAAGGAAGGGCGAAAUGCCACAGUUCAAUGCCUUUCGGGCACAGGAUCUCUUCGCAUCGGAGCUGCAUUUUUGGGUCGCUUUUCGAAGGUAAAGGAAGUUUGGGUGCCCAAACCCACCUGGGCAAACCAUAUACCGGUCUUCAGGGACAGUGGCAUCGCCGUACAAUACUACCGCUACUAUGAUUCGAAAACCUGCGGUUUGGAUGAAUCUGGCUGGCUAGAAGAUAUUUCGCACAUUCCGGAAGGUAGUACCAUCUUGCUGCACGCCUGUGCACAUAAUCCGACCGGUGUGGAUCCGAGUCAAGAGCAGUGGAAGCGUGCAGGAAAGAUAAUCAAAGAACGUGAUCUCAUUCCUUUCUUCGAUAUGGCCUACCAGGGAUUUGCUUCCGGCGAUCCGGACCGUGAUUCCUGGGCUCUGCGAUAUUUUGUCCGUGAUCUUCAUUGUAAAACUCUCUUUUUGGCUCAAAGCUUUGCCAAGAAUAUGGGUCUUUACGGUGAACGGUGCGGUGCCUUUACUCUUAUUUGCGAGUCAAAGGAUGAGGCUGAACGAUGCAUGUCGCAACUCAAGAUCCUCAUCCGCCCAAUUAUCAGUAAUCCACCCCUCUAUGGUGCUAGAAUUGCCGCGGAAAUUCUCGGUGAUCCUGAGCUUAAAGCCAAAUGGAUGGUGGACCUUAAGAGCAUGGCACAUCGGAUAAUUGGUAUGAGAAGUUCUCUGAGGGAGGAAUUAGCAAAGGCUGGCUCAAAGCGCAAUUGGGAGCACGUCACAAACCAAAUCGGGAUGUUCUGCUAUACGGGGCUUUUGCCUGAUCAGGUAGAGCGGUUGACCAAAGAGUUCUCCAUCUAUCUGACAAAAGAUGGACGAAUUAGUAUGGCUGGAGUGACCUCCAAGAACGUUGCAUAUGUGGCCCAGGCGAUACACGCAGUGACGAAGUAG